UCGCUUCAGAAGCUUGUCAAAAGCCGGACCGCUUCACCAUAAUCUACAUUUCGGGGGCGAAAGGGAAAUAAAUACUUUCUCCAAAUAGGGGAAGAACGGGUGAGGCUGCGCCGAAAGGGGGUCGCUGUGGAGACGCGCCCAAGAUGGCGCCUGCGUCACACCCGUGCGUGCCAGUGUGCGUGUGACGACACGUCGCUUCUGGGCAUGGGCAGGUGGGAAGAGCACGGCUAAGUUUGGCUGCUGUUAGUCGGAGGAGGGAGUGGACGCUGGAGGUUGGAGUAGCUGCUGAGGAAGAGGAGGAGGAGGAGGAGGAGGAGAAGGAGGCAACAGCUGGGCAAGCCCUCCUUCUCUUUCCCUCAGCUGCUUUGGAAGAACCUGGCCUGGCCCAGCCUUUGCUCUCUUUCGUGGAGCUGGAGGAGCAGCUGUCCUUGCCAUGGCUUCUGCUGCUGCUGCUGCUUCUGCUACUGAGGACUCCAGCUCUUUGCCUUGGUCCAUCAACAAGGAUGACUAUGAGCUGCAGGAGGUGAUUGGGAGCGGAGCCACAGCCGUUGUCCAAGCAGCCUAUUGUACGCCGAAGAAAGAGAAGGUGGCCAUUAAACGGAUCAACCUUGAGAAAUGUCAGACCAGCAUGGAUGAGCUCCUGAAAGAAAUUCAAGCCAUGAGUCAGUGCCAUCAUCCAAACAUCGUUUCUUACUAUACCUCCUUUGUAGUGAAAGAUGAACUUUGGCUAGUGAUGAAGCUCCUCAGUGGAGGUUCUGUUCUGGAUGUUAUUAAACACAUUGUGGCAAAAGGGGAACAUAAGAACGGAGUCUUGGAUGAACCGGUAAUAGCUACAAUCCUGAGGGAAGUGUUGGAAGGACUGGAAUACUUGCAUAAAAACGGGCAAAUCCACAGGGACGUGAAAGCUGGAAAUAUUCUUUUCGGAGAAGAUGGCUCUGUUCAGAUUGCAGAUUUUGGUGUUAGUGCUUUUUUAGCCACUGGUGGAGACAUCACUCGAAACAAAGUGAGGAAAACCUUUGUGGGCACACCUUGCUGGAUGGCACCUGAAGUGAUGGAGCAGGUCAGAGGCUACGAUUUCAAAGCAGACAUCUGGAGUUUUGGGAUCACGGCAAUUGAGCUGGCGACAGGAGCGGCUCCUUAUCACAAAUAUCCCCCUAUGAAGGUCUUAAUGUUAACGCUGCAAAAUGACCCACCUUCACUGGAGACAGGUGUACAAGACAAGGACAUGUUGAAAAAGUAUGGAAAAUCAUUCAGGAAGAUGAUCUCAUCAUGCCUGCAAAAAGACCCCGAGAAAAGACCAACGGCAGCUGAACUUCUAAGACAUAAAUUUUUCCAGAAAGCAAAGAAUAAAGAAUUUUUACAAGAAAAAAUGCUGCAAAGAGCACCAACAAUCACUGAAAGAGCCAAAAAGGUCCGGAGAGUCCCUGGUUCCAGCGGUCGCCUUCAUAAGACGGAAGAUGGAGGCUGGGAAUGGAGCGACGAUGAGUUAGAUGAAGAGAGUGAAGAAGGCAAAGCCGCCAUUUCACAGCUCAGGUCUCCCAGAGUGAAAGAAUCAUUACAGAAUUCAGAGCUCUUCCCGUCAGCUGAGCCUACAGGUCCGUUGCUCAAUGUCCCGGCCCAAAUUCCUGCUCAACUACCUCAGCCUGCAGGCCAAGCCCCCACACAACCGUCUCCAGCUGCCCCUCUUCCAGCUUCUCAGGCACCUCCGGCGGCUCCUCCAGCAGCACAGGCACCUCCUGCCCCUGCUGCAGCCCCAGCACAAGAGGAACCGAAAGUCCCCAUCAGCCUUGUUUUAAGGUUAAGGAAUUCAAAAAAAGAACUCAAUGACAUUCGAUUUGAAUUCACGCCAGGAAGAGAUACGGCUGAUGGGGUCUCCCAGGAACUCAUCUCAGCAGGCCUUGUGGAUGGAAGAGACUUAGUAAUAGUUGCCGCCAACUUACAAAAAAUUGUGGAAGAGCCCCAGACGAAUCGAUCUGUCACUUUCAAACUGGCGUCUGGUGUCGAAGGCUCCGACAUCCCCGAUGACAGCAAGCUCAUUGGGUUUGCACAACUCAGCAUCAAUUAAAAAAGACACUCCCCUUCGACGGUCCCCAUGGGUGCAACAAUCGAGCGCUUCUGUUGGCCUAAAAGCAAAACCACUACUGCCAAAGAACCAAAUGACAGGCCCCUUUCUUAGAAGCUUUAACCUCAGUUGUUUUCCGGAUAGCAUCGCCACGUCUCCCGGUGCCACACACGCGCGCACACACACGCCCCUCGGCUUCUCAUCCACUCGCAGGCAGUUCUCGCCUUUUCCUUCAUCAGAUGUGCAGACCCAUCAUGUCCCCACCUGCAUGGUUGUAGUUUGAUUAUUGCCUUAACUAUUUAAGAAAAGCAAAGGAAGGGAGAGAGAUUGACAAAGAAAAAGUAGAUGUACUACUUAGAGUCCCAGACGGGUUUCCACGACUCUUCACUGGGUUGGUUUUGUUCUUUAGACCGAAUUGUUUUCUUUUGACCACAUAGAACUGUCACAUAACCACAGUGGCAUUUUUUUACUCAAGGCAUGCAUGUGGUUAAAGAAAAGAAGACCAUGAGUUUUCCAAACAUAAGACUGAAUUACUGCAAGAUCUUGCAAAGUCUGCAGAGAGUGAGGCUUGACAGUCUUUAAGGGGCUUAUUUGAAUUCUUUUAAGGUGCAGAUAGAUCCAUUUGCCCAAUAGUUAGCCUUAAUUUCCCUCGAAUGCAAAAAUAACUGGUGCAUUUAGAAAGUGUGGAGGGUAUUUUCUGGUUUUUCAUAAUGUUCUGUUUGCAAUCUGUGUGAAAUUCUCCAGGACCACAGCUCCAUCCUGUUGGAUAUCUGCUCUCUUAAAACUCUGCCUGUUUCUGCUGUUGUGUUGUCACAAUAGUCUCAAAAGCAGUAACAGCUAUAGGACAAGUAGAGUUUUAUGGGAUGUCUGAAACAGGUGCAUUCAUUUCUCUAACCUGGAGGGUUGCAAAUGGCACAUAGUUCAUCUCUUCCUCCAUAUCCCAUUGGCUUUUACCAGCCAUAGACACCAGUUUUCCACUAAAUUGGCAUUUCCUAUCUUACCAAGCCAGCACCUCCAUUGUGAUGAUGGGAAUGUUAAUCCAGGCAUGGGCGAAAUUCGCCCCUCAAGGUAUUUUGGACUUUAACUCCCACAAUUCCCAACAGCCAAUAGGCUGUUAGGAACUGUGUGAGUUGAAAUCAAAAAUACCUGGAGGGCUGAAGUUUGCCCAUGCCUGUGCUAAUCUGUCUGGAUUGGGAAAAGCAGAUUUACACCAUUUUUUAUAUCUGUUUGUGGGAGAUCUCUUCUGCAGAAAGAAGAAUGGGACUUUGAAGACAGUUUUUUCUAGACAUAGAAAGUUUCCCAAGAAUUUUCUUGCUGUUACUCAAAUCACUGUUUGGGUAACAGUGAGAAUGGGCCCUUCUUGUGCAUCUACACUAUUUCUGUCAAUUAGUUUCAGAUCCAAGAGUUAUAUGUGCACUAGAUUGCUGCAAUCCCAGAAUUCUUUUAAUAACAGCAUAAAGUUUCUUCAAAAUGUGUUCUCAUGGGAUUGUUUCUGCUUAUGGAACGAGACUAAGGACACAAGAAAUAUCCCUUUGCAAAGUUUGCUAGGUAUUGUUUAACUCUAGAGUAGGAGUGUGUUUCGGUGCAUAACCAUUCAUAAAACAAGACAUUCUCCCUACGUGGAUAUUACGAGCACAAGUUGAUCAUGCGGUCUGGUGACUGAAGGUAGUUUGUGUAUGUGUGUAUCUUCUGAAACAAAUCUUUCUUGGCUCUGUUUGAUUCUCCAAGAGCAUUUCACUGGUGUGUUCGAGAUAAACAUGCAUUUCUCCUUUGUAUUUUGCUUUCUUUUUCCUGCACAUACUGGUACCUAAAGAACUGCCCUUGUUCUCUUUUUACAGCAAUAAUGAUGAUGAUGAUAAUAAUAAAAAGAUUGCCAGUAGAUUCAUACAUGGCAAGAUUAAGCUCUGGACAGUUUUGUCCCUUCUGCUGCACUAAACUGCUUGGAAUUUGCAAACUUGUUUUUUUCUUUUCCUUUUUUAUACUCUCAGCUCAAGCAUCAAAGUUUGAUCAAGACAAAGCCAAUAUAGCUCACGUUUUAGUAUUUUUUUAAAAAAAGAAAUGAGUAUCUGGUGAUGUGUGUGUGUUUUUCCCUGUUUUUUUUAUUUCUACAUAUAAAUUAUACCUUUUUUAGUUGGAGCAAAGAAACACUUGUAAUGCAAUAUGUGGAUACUAAAAUGGUGUUGAUUCCGUUUCCCUCCCUGAUUAUCCCUCUUUCUCUGAGGCUGUUCUGUGUUACUUCUAAACCUUGGAAGUAUUUUAUUGCAGAUGUUACCAAACCAAUAGAAUUGGGAUCUCCAUUCAUCCUACAACCCUCAUAAUAUACACAGCAUAGUGGAAACCAUGGUUGAGGAAUUGGUUUCUAGAUUACAGAUUUUCUCCAGUUGCCCCUUUCCUCUCUCUAGUGAGAAUUAUCUAAUCCCUUUAUCAAUUUUACUUUUGCCCCAACAUUUUUAAGUAGGGCCCUGUGGUUGGUUUGAGAAACCUUGGUUUAAGGCUAAGAAAAGGGGGAGUUCAGGAGGAAAGCAUGGAUGCUGUUCCAAAGCCAUCCUCUUCACUAUGUCUUAAACCGGGGAUUGGGAACCUUCAGCUCAAUUGAAUUUUGGGGACUAUAAUUCCAACAAUGCUUUCUUUUGGAGGCUGGGAAUUGAGGUCCCAAGAAGUCAAGUGAGCCAAAGAGUCUACAUCCCUGAUUUAAGGGAGAAGUCAUAGUGGGCAGCAAUGCAUGCACAGAUACAGACCCUCAGGAUUUGGGAAAUACUGGGAGAUCUUACCAAGUAUAUUUAUGUAAUUUUCUCCCUGAAUAGUUAUGGGGAGUAUCUUUAAAAGGGAGGGAAAUGUAUUCUAAAAUAUUUCAAUCUUGUAGACGACUGCUGCAAUUGGGGAGAUGGAAGAGCUUUGGUAAAAACAGCGAUGGGGAGUAUGAGACAAUGAAUGGGGGGGGGACGGACAUUUUGCUUGGACUUUUGUGUGUGUCGGGUGUGUUGCAAGUUCAGUUGUGCUUCAUCACACAUUUCCAAGAAGUACAAACAUCUUUGUGCUCAUUGGUGCAUGAGACAGCAACUUGCAGCCUUUGAAUUCGUGAAAGCCGGGUGGGUUUAUUAAAAUGCUGGCUGUGUGAUUCUGCAAAUUGUAGUCCCCAAAAGUAACUAAAUAAAGUAAUUUGUUCAACCCAAAAACGUCAUGGGAGGGGCAAUCAUGACUAGUCCUUGGAAAACUCUCUGAGAUGGGCUUCUGACCACCAAGUGGAUGAUGGAAGUGGCCCACGGAGGCUCCACGGUGACCGCAACUUCUUGACCCCUUUCCCCACUUCUGGUGUAAUGGGAAGUCCCCGGGAGCCUGUGAUGUUAUGUCACUCAGUGGGCGGAGCUUGCCUCUGGCCCCACCCUCUUUACGGGAUGAUGUCAGAAGGGGCGGGGCUUACAGCUGGACCGACUGUUGGGGAGGGGGUCUCGAUCUUGGCCUAUGCGCCUACCCAACCCGAUCCAAUUUGCCCACCUUUUCUUCACUCGCAGAGACUUAAUUCUGGUACAGUAUUACUUCACUUUUUGCCUGCAUGCUGUGGAUACCUUGGUUGUCAUCCCUGGAGUAGACCUCCAAACUCAACCCGUGAAAUUAUGUGGACUCUAUUUAUUUACUCUCACCUCUGUCUAACCCAGGUCUAGCAGGCAAGAGUAUCCAUGCUGGCUCUUCCCCCAGUAUUUUUGUUUUUGUCAUUUUUUAUGAUCCUCAGCUACCUUCAUUAUUAGAUUUCUAGGCACAUGUCUCUUGGUGGUAGUAUGUUUUGGGAGGUUUUUAUUUUUGGCUUCGGAUACUAUUAAGUGCUAGACAACUAUUUUGUUUCUCAAAGUUCAAAAGUGCCAAUGAUGACGAUGAUUAUUAUUAUUUUGUUAAGAAAUGAUUUCUAACCUUUUUUUUUAACCCUUACGGAUCAAAGGGUUUUUAUUUUUGGGUAAAUUCUGAACUUGAAUCUAGAAAAAAAAUCAGUUGGUAUUUUUUUAAACUUAGUUAAUAUUCUUAAGGAUGACAGUGGUGUAUUAAUAUAACAGGAACUUCUACACAAUUUUGGUGUACUGUAGAUUUUAAUGAAAGAUGUAAAAUAUUCAGCCUUUUUUUUUCUUUGACUUUGUAUUUUACUGCAUGUAUUUCUCUAAUUUUUAAUCAAUAAAAAAAUUGUCCAAGG
This is a messenger RNA of Anolis carolinensis (green anole), 6242 nucleotides long. RefSeq names its product oxidative stress responsive kinase 1 (gene oxsr1). Bases 434 to 2065 code for a protein of 543 amino acids. The record is from RefSeq and is a predicted model, not a curated record. Gene Ontology annotation, molecular function: protein serine/threonine kinase activity; ATP binding. NCBI's taxonomy places the organism in Eukaryota, Metazoa, Chordata, Lepidosauria, Squamata, Anolidae. Gene Ontology annotation, biological process: protein phosphorylation. Gene Ontology annotation, cellular component: cytoplasm. The transcript has 18 exons.